Molecule: messenger RNA, 4642 nt
Organism: Colossoma macropomum (tambaqui)
Lineage: Eukaryota; Metazoa; Chordata; Actinopteri; Characiformes; Serrasalmidae
Gene: nf2b
Product: neurofibromin 2b (merlin)
Exons: 17
Coding region: 337-2097 (586 amino acids)
Biological process (GO): positive regulation of protein localization to early endosome; regulation of organelle assembly; regulation of gliogenesis
Cellular component (GO): apical part of cell; plasma membrane; filopodium
Molecular function (GO): actin binding; cell adhesion molecule binding
Source: RefSeq, a predicted model, not a curated record
CAUUAAGUUAGCUAUCUUGCUAACUGUUUAGCCAAACAAGUUAAAUCACGGCGAUACGUAAAAUAGCCACCCAAAUGCCUUUGUUUUUACCGAUAUGAUACCAGCAAGCGUAAUUUCUGACACUUAUGUUUACCUGCCAUUUAUUUAUGGUUAUUUAAUGUAGCGGGAAAGGCAAAAGGCAGACCUCUGGUUGAAUAACAACAGAUACUUCGGGAGCAGACUCCAGCUUUCAUUGUUGUCUUUUUGAGCUUUUUGAGGAGAGACUGGAAACUUUACUCUGGUGAUUUGGUCUGGUUAAACAUCAACUGGAGGACUGAGGUUCAUUUAAAGCUCAAAAUGUCGAUUUUGGGGCUUAAAAAGAAACAACCUAAGACUUUCAAAGUCAAAGUCAUUACAAUGGAUGCUGAAAUGGAGUUCAGUUGUGAGGUGAAAUGGAAAGGAAAGGACUUGUUUGAUUUAGUGUGCCGGACGAUCGGUCUAAGGGAAACUUGGUUCUUCGGACUUAGAUACACCGUGAAAGACACUCAUGCUUGGCUUAAGCCUGACAAACGGGUUUUGGAUCAAGAAGUUCCAAAGGACUCUCCUAUAACAUUUCAUUUUCUUGCCAAAUUCUUCCCUGAAAAAGUGGAGGAGGAGCUUGUUCAGGAAAUCACUCAGCACCUGUUUUUCUUACAAGUAAAGAAACAGAUACUAGAUGAAGAGAUAUUUUGCUCUCCAGAGGCCUCAGUCCUUCUGGCAUCAUAUGCUGUUCAAGCCAAGUAUGGGGAUUAUGACCCAAACUUCCACAAGCCAGGCUUCUUGGCCCAAGAUGAACUCUUGCCUAAAAGAGUGCUGAUGCAGUAUCAGAUGACACCAGAGAUGUGGGAGGAGAAGAUCACAGCUUGGUAUGCUGAACACAGAAACAUAGCAAGGGAUGAAGCUGAAAUGGAGUAUCUGAAAAUAGCACAGGAUCUUGACAUGUAUGGGGUUAGCUAUUUCCCCAUCACACAAAAUAAAAGAGAUAAGGAGCUCCUUCUUGGCGUCGAUGCACAGGGACUUCACAUCUACAGCCCAAACAGCAAACUGAACCCAAACAAGUCUUUCCCCUGGAGUGGCAUCCGCAACAUCUCCUACAGUGAGAAAGAGUUUACUAUUAAGCCAUUGGACAAAAAGAAGGACGUAUUUAAAUUCUACUCCUCACAACUCCGAGUCAAUAAGCUGAUUUUACAGCUUUGCAUUGGAAACCAUGAUCUUUUCAUGAGGAGGAGGAAAGUGGACUCCAUUGAGGUGCAGCAGAUGAAGGCUCAGGCCAAAGAGGAGAAAGCCAGGAAAAAGAUGGAACGUCAGAUACUGGCACGGGAAAAGCAGUUGAGAGAGGAUGCAGAACGGGCUAAAGAGGAGAUGGAACGCCGUCUAUUUCAGCUGCAGGACGAGGCUCGUAUGGCUAAUGAGGCAUUGCUGCGUUCUGAGGAAACAGCCGACCUGCUGGCAGAAAAGGCUCAGAUUGCAGAGGAAGAGGCCAAGCUGCUGGCUCACAAAGCAGCAGAGGCUGAGCAGGAGAGACAGAGGCUGGAGGUUACAGCCCUCAAGACCAAAGAGGAGCACAGACUGAUGGAGCAGAAAAUGAGGGAGGCAGAGCAGCUGGCUGUGAAACUGGUGGAGCAGUCAGAGAGGAGGUCUAAGGAGGCAGACCACCUAAAACAGGACCUGAACGAGGCCAAAGAUGCAGAACGCAGAGCCAAGCAAAAGCUCCUUGAGAUCACCAAAACAACAUACCCAUUGAUAGCUGCAUACUCCAGCCCCCCUCCACCACCUGGUCCUGAAAAUAUGGAAAUGCAGCUUGAGAUGGCAACCUCACAUCGGCUGGACUUCAAAGACCCUGACAUGAAGAGAUUGUCCAUGGAGAUAGAACGUGAACGACUGGAGUACAUGGAAAAGAGCAAGCACCUGCAGGAUCAGCUGAAGGAACUGAAGUCUGAGAUUGAGUCUCUGAAGCUGGAGGAGCAGCAGCAGGCAGGCAUCUACAGCCUGAGGGGCUAUGCUGAGCCUCCCUACAUUCCCCACAGCAAUCGGAACUCUGCCUACAUGGCUCAGAUGGCCUUCUUUGAGGAGGUGUGAAUGGACAGAAAUACUACUGUAUAAGGGGAAGGAGGGAGCAAGAGAAAUCAUCACUACAGUGUGACGCAUUCACCAGAGCAUGUAACCCAACAAUGUCCAGCACACACCCUUGCACAAAAAGCUUUGGAAUUAAGUGCUAAGUGCUAUUAAUAUGUUAUGGAUAGGUAUAACAAUAGAAACGAAUCUUAUGCACAGAUCAAAACAAGUUUUAAUGUAGCCACCAACAGCUUGUGCCUUUAAGCAUUUCUUACAGGUUUGCAAUGCCAAAAAUAUUAUGUCUGUAAGGCUGGUAGAGUUGCUUAGAUAUGUUGAAAAAAGGGAUGGAUUUGAAAUAUCUAGAAACAGAAUUCAAAAUUUUGACUUAAGCUUAGCCUUUGGUACAUUACGUUUAGCCCGAUUUGAACCCCUAUUUGCCCCUUCAGACAAAUUUUCACAAUCUGAAGCGAUUUCCCAGGUCAGGAGCUUGAUCAGAAGCGAUUUAGAGCAUGAAUGAUCGGAUAGUGUUAGAGGGGACACAAGUCCAUCUUUAGCCUCUGCCUCAUUCAUAUUUAAAUUAGCACAGGGUUCAUAUCUAAAUUACUGCCAGGUGUUUACCUUAAUUGGUGCAUUUCAAAUAAUUUUCAGCGUCUGUAAUUUUCAUUAUAGAAUUUGUUUUAGUACUUGAUAUGUUUUUUGUUUUUUUUUUCUUUUCUCCAACCAAACGUUUUUUUUGUUGUCCUACACUAGUGCCCUUUAUCAUGUCCAUGGCUGAGAAUGGGAUGCAUGUAUGACAUCGAAGCCUAUGUACUGUUUGUGAUUAAAGUCCAAGCAUUUUACUGUGAUGGCGUAAAAUGCACAGUGUAUUCCUGGUAUAACACUGCUCAGUGAACAGUCCUGAUGCACUACCAUUUUGGCAGCUCAGAUCCUGCUUUACUGUCCAUAUUCCUCACUCAGUGGGCAUGUAAACCGGCACUCUAUGCCUGUUUGCAGGAAAGGAAAAACAUAUGCCAAUAUACAUUAGCAUACUGUUGUACUUUGUGAGAUAACUUUGCCUUUUAAACCUUUUAUGAAUUUUAGACCCUUAGAGUACUUCUUUAUGGUUUUAUUUUUCCUGUUCACUGCUGUGGAUAAGUCUGAUCUGACAUAACCGAGCUGUCUGGCCCAGUUGUAAGUGUGUUUAAUAGAGACUGUCUUUGAUGCUCUAGCUGGCAACUAUAUUUAUAUUUUAGCAUACUGUUGGUGUGGAGUUUAGUAGAACAGUUCAGAUAUUGUUUUAAUUGUUUUGUUUUGUUGUUUUGCUUUAACUGGUUAGCCAUGCAAAAAUCCCCAAGCACACCAAGAGAUAAAUUAGAGAGAAACUCACAGGGCUUCAAUAUUCCAAACACUAAGUGUGCUCAUGUAUUUUGGAAUAUAAGCGCACCCCCAACAAUGUUUCACCCAAUUAUAAGGCAGUUGUAUAUUUCAACAGUUUAAACUGUUCUGUCUCCAGAAUGUGUCAUGAAGUGUGAAGUGAGGUAGUCUUGUAUUUCCACUUGUAAAGGGAUAGUAGUUUUAAUUCUGUUUGAAUGUGUCGAUCAUGUAAAGCAGUGACCACGUUUACAUGUGUAAUAUUCUCAGAAUAAUGAUGUUUAUUCUGGUUAAGAUUGGUUUGUUUGUUUGUUUUUAAUGAGACAUUUUGUUUGAGUCCUUAACUCAAGUAUUCUUUUUUUAUUACGUGGUUAACUGAAAAUUAUGCCUAAUAUCUGUCACAUAGCAAAUAGAGCUAACCCCCCCCCCACAUGAUUAUGAUUAUUGACAGGUAAAAAAUUUGCUGAUCUUGAUGAUGUAUUUGAAUUAGCAGCACCUUGCAAAUUCACUGUUCUUACAAGUGGUAAGAUUUUUACAUACUUUCAAUUUCAAAAUGUUAAACGCUAAAUAUCAUUCAUUCUUUUAUUGUUUUUCUGUGGUGUUUACAUGGGCAGCAUGGAGUUGGUAUUUAAUGUGAUGGUGUAAAUGUGGUCAUAAAUUAGAGUGACAGGGGAUGUUUAAUGUUUAGUAUUCACACAGCCUAUUGGCUAUUUCCAAAGUAAGAAAACUGUUCAGAUUUGGACAAUUCUUCAUUAUUAACACUUUUUGUUGCAUAAUUAUCAUGAUGUCUUAGUGUUUAGUGAGAAACAUUCCUGUGUUAAUAGUAGAUUACCAUAUGCACGCUAUGCACACUAUCUUUAGAUGUCUUAAGAACAUUUUACAGCAGAAGGCAACUAUUCAUGUUUUAAUGAAAUGUGCCAAUCUCUGGCCUUGUACCAAAUGCUAAUUAUCAUUACGCAUACCACCAAGUUCUUUUGUUUGCUGCUCACUAAGUGCCUUAUUUUGGGGGAAAUAUCAACAUAUUUUAACCUCUUGAACACUAAAAGUGCUUCUGGAGAUUGAAAGACACUCCAUGUAAGUCUUUGUCAGAAGUGAGUUACAGUAUUAUGGCUUUUUGUUUGGAACUUGAGCUACAGUUACACUUACUGACAUGGAGACCUCUUAUGCAUUGUGACAUAUAAACUAAUUUGCUAAUAAAAAGGCAACUUUUUGCAAUUAC